UAUUUCAUAUACAUCUGAAGAGGGUUGCGACUUUUAUUAGAAAAUGUAUGGUAAUUUUAUUUCACAUAGACGAGACAUACAUAUACAUGUUCCUAUUUAUGUUUUUCUUUGCUUAAAACUGUUGUUGUUGUCAGACGUAUCCCAAUCUAACAGGAUAUAGUUCAAGGAAAUAGAAUAAUGCGUUUUUCACGCAUACAGUUUAAGUGCAUUUGUUUGUUUGGCCUGACAGAAGAAUGGUACAUUUCACCGGCUGUUAACAUCACAAAUAUUAAGGGAAAAUGCUGGCGAAAAACAAAAUGCUGUUAAACGUUCUGCUGCUAUUGCUGGCGAUCCAGAAUCUACACGUUAUGACACUCAAAACCCAGGGAUCUUCUGAUGAUGACAUUGGUGAACUAAUUUUUAGUUACGAAAUAAAGUAUUGCGAAUCCAGAUGUUCAGCGACAACUCGAAAUGAUGCCAUGUCCCCGUUUCCGGCAAAUGACAGCGUGUGCCCACGUUGUUUCUGUGACAAGAAGUGUGGAGACUUUGGUGACUGUUGUCCUGAUCUCAAAUUUGGCAAAGAAGAGUACAAGCUAGAGUGUGUUGAAUUAUCUCAAGGAUUUUCUGAGGCCAUGCGCAUCUAUGUGGUGACACGGUGUUCCCUUGGAGAUGAGCAAUAUUCGGAAGAACUCGCUUGGAAAUGCAACACUUCCAAAGAAAACGUGCCAGUUUCCAUUCGAAGAGAAAACUCGACUUCCUUAACUUUUAGAAAUAAAUAUUGUGCGCAAUGUCAUGGUUUUGAACAUUUUCAAACAUGGGACAUAGGUAUUGCGUGUGACCAAUUUCCAGAAGAAAUCAGCAAUAUCUCCGAGCCAGCGAAUAUAUAUGAGUGGUUACAAACAUCGGAUGUGUGUAAAAUUGAAUAUCUCGUACCUACGAACAUUUCCACUCGAAUGUGUUCUGAAAUCUCUGAGUGUAAUGUCACAGGGCAUUGGGGGUUAAAAAAUGAUUCAAUUGAGGCUGCAUGUCUUGCCUACAGUCAUGUCACUAGCUGGGGUUAUCAGAAUAUAUUCUGCCACAUUUGCAAUGAAGGUUACAUUACGGAACCGUGCUGUUUGCAACCCGGUAUUCGCACGAUGAGGGUCAAGUCGUUGACUGGAUUGUUGCAGUUUGAGGAGGAACACCUGGAUUUGCCACCUGUUGAGAAUAAAUGCCUUGGAGGAGAAUACCACGACAGGCUCACGGACCGAUGCCAUAAAAUACUUUGCCCUCCGUUUCAACACCUGAAGAAUAGAGAAUGCAAAGACAUUUUCGCGCCCUUUGUAAGAAUGUCGGAGUAUUUUAUUGAUAUUUUUCUAGUCCCUAUUGUAACAAAGACCUUUAAAACAGCCAAUUUGACUCAGAUUACCCGUGUAUUGGCAGAUUACUACAUCUCAAAAAUUCUCGGAAAUGAUACAGCAACGGAGAAGGUGGUUGUCACCGUUAAUAUCAAGAACUCUUCAGAUGCUGAUCCAGUAUUGAACAAGGGCGAUAAUUACAACGAAAUUAAUGCUUCCGAUAUUUCCAGCAUAGAUGUCAGGUUAUAUUUUGCUGUUAAUUUUACCACUGCAGAUUCCUUUGCAGUUUUUGCCGAACGCUUAUCAAACCUUCUUUUUGGAGAUGCAUCUCAUUCCGACGAGGCAAUGAACAUUUCUUUGCGUGCUCUCUACAAAGACAUGCUGCCAGAUUUGCAGCGCAGUACUAAUUAUACUUCGGUAUAUGAGCCUGAUGAGAUCGAUGAAGAUACUUUUAGAGCCUUUCCAAGAAGGUACAUCACACGUAAAUGCCCCCACGUGUUGUACCCUCAAUCUGACUACACACUGGACAGUACAAAUGCAUUGCUGAGGAAUAGCAGUUCGCCUAUUCCAGAAGUCAAUUUUACUCUUACUGAAGAUUUAGGUAUUUUGGUAUGCCUAUCAACGCUUGAAGAUUUACAGUUCGAGGUACGCAAUGACAGUGAAGGUAUUGCGAAUGCUGACUUAGAACAAAGCUACGAUAUUCUUACCAUUCUUACAACAGUUUGUUUGUCUGUGAGUAUGUUCUUCCUGGCAGUGUCAUUUUUGGUGUAUAUAACGCUGGCUCCGUUACGUACUCUGCCAGGGUGCCUCUUGAUGAGUUUGAUGGUUUCUCUUUUCUUUGCACAAGGUUUAUUUCUAUUUGGGGCAGGUGCUCACGAUAAUACCGUAGUAUGUCAAAUAAUGGGUGUAUUGAUACAUUAUUUCUGGAUGGCCAGCUUUGCAUGGAUGGGGGUCAACACCUUUCACGUUUUCCGAGUAUUUCGAAACAUUUUGUCUUCGGUUAACCUAUCCGGCAAUAAAAGGAAGAUCUUUUUCAAGUACGUUGCCUUUGCUCACUUGACACCAGCUGUUAUUGUUGCCGUAACCAUUCUGACGAAUUAUUUCAUGUCUGGUAAAUCAACAAUAGGAUACAGUGAUAGCGGAGAAAUCUGUUUCCUCAAUCCUGGCAUUGUUUCCUUGGUAGCGUUCGGCGCCCCAAUUUUUACCACUGUCGUCUUUACCAUCGUGUUCUUUGUGUCCUCUAUGACAGCUUUUAGACGAUUGUCAAAAGAUCGGGUACAGGCAGGGAAAAAAGAGCAAGGAACCCUUCUUCAUAUGUUAAAAUUAGCCUCCAUAAGUGGUAUGUCGUGGUUAUUUAGCCUUUUUGAAUACCUAUUUAAAAUCAAAGCAUUCAGUUAUGUUUUCGUGAUCCUUGCUGGUGGGCAAGGUCUGUUAAUAUUCUUGAGUUUUGUAUUCAAACUGCGUGUGUUAAAGCUGUGUAUGAAAGGUGGAACGAGAUCUGUUUCCAGCAGCAGUAAACGUGUAACCUCAAGGGUAACAUCAAGUUCAAAUGUUUCCUCCGGCACGAGUCCCCGUGCUUAAUCCAGGUAAACCCUUGUUCAAUUUCUCAACCGUGAAGAUACGGGUUCGUAUUAAUCUUCAGUAACCCAUGCUUGUCGUUUGAGGCGACUAAUGGGAU
Messenger RNA from Haliotis rubra (blacklip abalone), 2994 nucleotides. RefSeq lists its product as uncharacterized. The transcript has 4 exons. Lineage: Eukaryota; Metazoa; Mollusca; Gastropoda; Lepetellida; Haliotidae. Gene Ontology annotation, biological process: cell surface receptor signaling pathway; G protein-coupled receptor signaling pathway. Gene Ontology annotation, molecular function: G protein-coupled receptor activity. The record is from RefSeq and is a predicted model, not a curated record. Bases 279 to 2897 code for a protein of 872 amino acids. Gene Ontology annotation, cellular component: membrane.